UGGGUGCAGGGCAGGGAGCGGGCCGUGUUGGGCCCGAGGUAGUUAUGGCCCCCGGGGGACAUUGAGGCGAAGGACGGUCCCCAUGGUGACAAGACUUAUGGUCCUGGAAAAGUAAUGAAAGGAUGAAAUGGGAGGUAAUAAGAGAGCAGAAGCUGAGCAGAUGGAUUCCUAGCUGUGGUGUUCCAGCCAGGGUCUGAAUAUGGCAACCAAGGAUUGUGUCUCCUCUGAAGAGGGCGCCUCAUUAGAAUUACCCCUUCCAGGACCGAGUGACUCUGAUGAGCUGAGCAAAUCCUACCCUUGGACCAAUAAGAGUAGAAAAAGUGGGCUUUCCAGACUCUGCCGGAGUAAAGCUUCUUUGUCUGAGGAUGGAUGGACUUCCUAUUGCUUAUCUUCACUGGCUGCUCACAACAUUUGUUCUGGCAAUCGUGGUAACCCUUGGUCUCAUUUGGAACUUGCCUCCUUAUCCUGUUCAGUCGGUAGUACCUCUUCUUGUUCCUUCUUGAAUGUCCUCAGUGUAGAGGAAUCCCUCCAGUCGCUCCCAGCUGCUGUGUGCAACCCAAAUAAAGCCAUCUUCACUGUGGAUGUCAGGACAACAGAGAUUCUCGUUGCCAAUGACAAAGCCUGCAAGCUCCUUGGGUACAGUAGUCACGAGCUGAUUGGCCAGAAGCUGUCCCAGUUGAUAUCAAAAUCUACUCCGGGUAUAGUGGAGACCCUAGGGGAGGAACAUGUGGAGGCUGAUGGAUAUGCAGCUGUGGUUUCUGGAACAGUGGUGGAUGUUAUAGGACAUAGCAAUGAGAAGAUCCCUGUCUCAGUCUGGGUGAGGAGAAUGAGAAGCAAGGACAACCGAUGCUGUGUGGUUGUGCUGGAACCAGUGGAAAGACUCUCUGCCUCUGUUUCCUUCAGAAGUGAUGGAGAGAUUACAUCGUGUGACCUUCUUUUUGCACAUCUCCAUGGUUACACAUCAUUGGAAGAAGUAGUUGGGCACUACAUAACAGACCUGAUUCCUUCGCUGCAGAUCCCUCCUCCUGGCAAGAAAAUUCCAAAGAAUCUCAAGAUCCAGAGAUCUGUAGGUCGAGCCAGGGAGGGCACAACAUUUCCUCUCAGUUUAAAGCUGAGGGCUAGCCUUCCUGAUGAGGACCAAGUCCCAGUGGUUGAGGAUGGACUCCUACAGGAGUGCAAGACAGGAUCUUCCACAGACUAUUCUUACUCUGCCACUGUCUGGGUUUUCACUGCCAUCAGUGGGCUUAUCACACUCCAACAAGAUGGGACCAUCUAUGGCAUCAACAACAGUUUUGCUUUAAUGCUGUUUGGCUAUGAGAGAAAGGAGCUGCUGGGAAAGAACAUCACCUUCCUGAUUCCUGGUUUCUGUAACCACAUGGAUAGAAUUGAUGAAUCCUCCUUGCCAUUUCCCCCUCUUGAUGAUUGCAUGGAGACAGAAAAUGGACGAACCUCUGGAGAUAUUAAAAGAGCCCAGCGGGGAGACUGUUGUAUAGCAGAUAGUAGUGAAGAUGCCAGCCUCUUGCUUGCUGGAGAUGCAGUCCUCCUGCUACAUGAUAAGCAGAAACUAGCAAGGAGCCAGGCAGAAGAGAUUUUCACUAGUGCAGAGACCUGGCUGAACAGUGGGAGCAGUUUGCCAUCUACUCUCUCAUCACCUGCAGUGAUAUCCACACAUUUAAAUGGUGUGGACUGUAUUGCUACUGGUGGCCUGCCAGCCACAGAUGAACAGCCAUUGCCUGAGAGCCAGCAUGAUGGAGUCUUCACGGUGAUGGAAACUGCAGAAACUAAUAACUCACCCCAGAGGCUCUCUGCAGCAGACUCUCCCAAACUAUCUGAUUCAAAACAAUCAGUUUUCGGUCAGGAUACAGAAGUCCCAAUGAGAGACCGUGAUGGUCCAGUACCAUCUGAGACUCAGCAGGUGAACGUUGAUGUGACCGGUAGCUUUUCUGACCUGCUGCAGGAAGAACAUCAAGUCCUUGUGGAUUUAGAUAGCCAACUGAGCUCUAGGUUACCAUAUGAAACCAUGAAGUGUCAAUCUUCCUCUGAACCUCAGGGAAAGGCUACUUUACUACUGGACCCUCAGAUGCCUGUUCCCUGCAGAUUAGAAGAAACUGAGACCAGUGAUUUGAAUAGAUCUUUGUGUGACGCUACCUGUCUCUCAUUUGGGACACCAACACUAGAUGAACCGUGGCUUGGGGCAACAUCUUACUGCAGACAAGAUGUGCAAGCCCAUGUGAUUACAGAGCAGUUUGCAAAUACAAAGUCGAUGAGUGGGACAAGAAACUCCAGCUUUGAGCAGAUGACAACAGAAAACUCCAAACUGACUGAUUGUUCAUCCUUCCUUCCUGUUGGAAGGAGUAAUAUCCAAGAUGUUUGUUCAGGAAGUCUACUAGCUUGUGAUGCCUCUGCUUUGGCGGCUGCCAUUAAUUUCAAAGAAAUCCAAGAACCGGGCACUAAGGUAAAUUGCAUUUGCGAAGGCCUUAAGGAACUGGACCUGAACAUUGGUGCAGAGCUGACUUCAGCCAAUUGUUCAGAUGCUACUUCAGAUCUUCUAAGGACACACUUGCCUGAUGUGGUGGAUUGUGACUUAGAUACGGACAGCCCCUUGGCCCAGAAGACUAAUUCCUCUACAAUUGAACAGGAAGAGCUCCUGUUGAAUAGCACUUCCCCAAAGGGUGGCCAGGGGUGGUUGAACUUCAUCAGACAUUUGGAAAAUAUUCAAGAGGAUUCCUCCAGAACAUCUCCUUCAGUGCCUAAAAGUGCUGCCGAGAACAUGGGGGAUCAUCUGAACGGAAGCCCUCUGAACAAUGAUGUGAAUCCCCAAGAAGACUUUCUGCUGUUCAAGCAGCAGAACUUGAAAAUGCAAGUAAUAUCCACUCCUAUGAAACCAGAAGCUACAUCUCCGUCAGUUCCUUUGCUUGUAUCCAAGAUCCUGGAAGGCAGCUACGCUGGGAACUGCUAUCACAGAGAUGGUUCACGACUAAGUAUACUUUUUGAAGUGAAGCGUGUAGAAUUGCAGGAACCUGCAGCUCUCUUCUGUGUCUGGGUGGUGAGAGACCUCCUUCAGAGCCAGAAAGAAGCAGCAGCAAGGACUCAGCUUCUGCUCUCCAGUCUAGCCAGUUCUUCCCAGUCUAUAGCGGAUCUCUCCACACUCAGCCUGGGGGAAGUGAUCAGGACAAUGCCAUUGUUUGAAAAUUCCCAAAGAGUUGAAGAUCUGGAAAGAUUGAGGGCAUGUGAGGGAGAAUAUGCAAAGAAAUAUGACACUGUCAAUCUCAUUGGCAAAGGAGCUUUUGGCUUUGUCUGGACUGCCAGAUGCAAGAAAGAUAAUAAGGAGGUUGUAGUAAAGUUCAUUUGGAAGGAGAAGGUGCUGGAAGACUGCUGGGUAGAGGAUCCUGAGCUGGGGAAAGUUACUCAGGAGAUUGCAAUCCUGCUAAAGCUGCAGCACCCCAGUAUUAUUAAGGUGCUGGAUGUAUUUGAAAAUGGACGUUUUUUCCAAUUAGUGAUGGAGAAGCAUGGAUCGGGUCUAGAUCUUUUCACAUUCAUUGAUAAUCAGCCUGACUUGGAUGAGCCCUUGGCAAGCUAUAUAUUCAGACAGCUAGUGUCAGCAGUGGGAUAUCUCCACUGCAGAAAUAUCCUCCAUAGAGACAUCAAGGAUGAGAACAUCAUCAUUGCUGAAGAUUUCUCAAUCAAACUGGUGGACUUUGGCUCAGCUGCUUACUUGGAACCUGGCAAGCUGUUCUACACCUUCUGUGGGACAAUUGAGUACUGCUCACCAGAAGUCCUCUUGGGCAAUCCGUACCAAGGACCAGAGCUGGAGAUGUGGUCGCUUGGCAUCACCCUUUAUACCCUACUAUUUGGAGAGAAUCCCUUCUGUGAAUUAGAGGAGACCAUGGAGGCUGUACUAAAUCCUCCUUACAGGGUGUCAGAAGAUCUGAUGGCUCUGGUGUCUGGGCUCCUGCAUGCAGCUCCAGAGCAGCGUACAACCCUGGAAAAGCUAGUAGAGAAUCCUUGGGUGCUGCAGCCUGUGAACUUGGCUAAUUACACGUGGGAAGAGGUGUAUGUCUCGGCCAGGCCAGAAAGCAAUAAUUUCAGAAAUCACUGUAUUGAGCACAGCCACAGAGCCAGCCAGCCAGCUCCUUGCUUGCAGAGUGAGCAGAGACUGAUCCAUGAUGCCUAUGACCGUGAGCUCACAGAUCCCCAGUUGAAAGGAACAGCCACUGCUUAG
Molecule: messenger RNA, 4222 nt
Organism: Emys orbicularis (European pond turtle)
Lineage: Eukaryota; Metazoa; Chordata; Testudines; Emydidae
Gene: PASK
Product: PAS domain containing serine/threonine kinase
Exons: 19
Coding region: 200-4222 (1340 amino acids)
Biological process (GO): negative regulation of glycogen biosynthetic process; regulation of DNA-templated transcription; intracellular signal transduction
Cellular component (GO): cytoplasm; nucleus; cytosol
Molecular function (GO): ATP binding; protein serine/threonine kinase activity
Source: RefSeq, a predicted model, not a curated record